Camellia sinensis is the source of this 1195-nucleotide messenger RNA. The record is from RefSeq and is a predicted model, not a curated record. Lineage: Eukaryota; Viridiplantae; Streptophyta; Magnoliopsida; Ericales; Theaceae.
UUUUUCAUACUUGAACAGUCUAGAUUCUUUUCCUCCACUCAUUCCUUUCAUUAAUAUAAUCAGCACUUCCACUCUUACCCUUCCAGAACUUCUUUAUACACUCCUUUUCUCCUCCAUUUAUUUCCACACAAUACAAUACCUUCCUCAUAUAUUCCAAAAACACACUCUGGUGUGAUGUCCUAAUUCAGCACCAACAGUUCAAUAUUCCAGAAUGGUCUUUGAAGGUGUUUGCAACACAGGCCUUAGCCUUGGCUCAACCUCUAUCAACAAUCCUGAGAAUGAUCACUUCCAUCAAUCUCACCAUCAUCAUCAACACAAGAUCAACAAACUGUCAUCUCUGAAACUCGAUCAUGUGUUCCCAUCUCUUACUUUGGGCUUAUCAUCAGAACACAAACACCGAGCUCCUGAAGAGAUUGUUGUUAGCAAAAUUCAUGGUGAAAUUGAAUCCACAGUUUUUUAUCGACAAGGCUCUUCGCGUAGCGCUGUAUCUUCGUACUCAAACUCUAGUGUCAAGAGGGAGAGAGAUAAUCUUAGUGCGGAAGAGGUAGAGAGAGUUUCUUCAAAGGUGAGUGACGAUCAAGAUCAAGAUGAGGAGGGCAGUGCAAGGAAGAAACUUAGACUUACCAAAGAACAGUCUAUCAUCUUAGAAGAUAGCUUCAAAGAACACACCACUCUCAAUCCUAAGCAAAAGCAGUCCUUGGCGAAACAGCUAAAUCUUCGGCCACGGCAAGUGGAAGUUUGGUUUCAAAACAGGAGAGCCAGGACUAAGCUGAAGCAGACUGAGGUAGAGUGUGAGGAACUGAAAAAGUGUUAUAAAACACUAACAGAUGAGAACAGAAGGCUGCAGAAGGAGUUACAAGAGCUGAAAGUAGUAAAGAUAACAGCUCCGGUUUAUAUGCAAAUGCCGGCAGCCACCCUCACCAUGUGCCCAUCGUGCGAAAGGAUUGGUGAUGGCAGUGGUGAAAACUCUUCCAAAAGCCCUUUUUCAAUCGGAGCAAAGCCUCACUUUUAUAAUCCCUUCACCCAUCCAUCUGCAGCUUGCUAGAUUAUUACUACGGUUUGAAGUAUCAACUAUUGUGUAUCAGGAUUUGAGACUUUUUUUUAAUACUGUUGUUCAUCGAUAUAUCGACUGAUACUAUUUGAUAUCAAUUGAUAUACAAUUGUAUGGUCAAUACUGAUGCCAUUAUUUAAAACC